Pocillopora meandrina is the source of this 5206-nucleotide messenger RNA. Lineage: Eukaryota; Metazoa; Cnidaria; Anthozoa; Scleractinia; Pocilloporidae. The record is from the annotation of a GenBank genome assembly.
AUGGCUGAAGAAUAUCUCCAAAAAUCGCUUGUGAUCAGAACUGAAAUUGGCGACAGAGCAGGGGAGGCAUCAUGUUAUGGAAACCUAGGUACUGUGUUUAAGUCGCUUGGCCAAUACGACAAGGCUGAAGAGUAUCUCCAAAAAGCGCUUGUCAUCACAACUGAAAUUGGCAACAGACCAAAGGAAGCAUCAUGUUAUGGAAACCUAGGUACUGUGUUUAAGUCACUUGGCCAAUACGACAAGGCUGAAGAAUAUCUCCAAAAAGCGCUUGUCAUCACAACUGAAAUUGAAGACAGAGAAGGGGAGGCAACUGACUACGGACACCUAGGUACUGUCUUUGGGUCGCUUAUUCAAUACGACAUGGCUGAAGAAUAUCUCCAAAAAGCGCUUGUCAUCGGAACCGAAAUUGGCGACAGAGGAGGGGAAGCAUCAUCUUAUGGAAACCUAGGUACUGUGUUUAAGUCGCUUGGCCAAUACGACAAGGCUAAAGAAUAUCACCAAAAAGCGCUUGUCAUCAAAACUGAAAUUGGCGACAGAGAAGGGGAGGCAUCAUGUUAUGGAAACCUAGGUACUGUGUUUAAGUCGCUUGGCCAAUACGACAAGGCUGAAGAGUAUCUCCAAAAAGCGCUUGUCAUCACAACUGAAAUUGGCAACAGACCAAAGGAAGCAUCAUGUUAUGGAAACCUAGGUACUGUGUUUAAGUCACUUGGCCAAUACGACAAGGCUGAAGAAUAUCUCCAAAAAGCGCUUGUCAUCGGAACCGAAAUUGGCGACAGAGGAGGGGAAGCAUCAUCUUAUGGAAACCUAGGUACUGUGUUUAAGUCGCUUGGCCAAUACGACAAGGCUAAAGAAUAUCACCAAAAAGCGCUUGUCAUCAAAACUGAAAUUGGCGACAGAGAAGGGGAGGCAUCAUGUUAUGGAAACCUAGGUACUGUGUUUAAGUCGCUUGGCCAAUACGACAAGGCUGAAGAGUAUCUCCAAAAAGCGCUUGUCAUCACAACUGAAAUUGGCAACAGACCAAAGGAAGCAUCAUGUUAUGGAAACCUAGGUACUGUGUUUAAGUCACUUGGCCAAUACGACAAGGCUGAAGAAUAUCUCCAAAAAGCGCUUGUCAUCGGAACCGAAAUUGGCGACAGAGGAGGGGAAGCAUCAUCUUAUGGAAACCUAGGCACUGUGUUUAAGUCGCUUGGCCAAUACGACAAGGCUAAAGAAUAUCACCAAAAAGCGCUUGUCAUCAAAACUGAAAUUGGCGACAGAGAAGGGGAGGCAACUGACUACGGACACCUAGGUACUGUCUUUGGGUCGCUUAUUCAAUACGACAUGGCUGAAGAAUAUCUCCAAAAAUCGCUUGUGAUCAGAACUGAAAUUGGCGACAGAGCAGGGAGGCAUCAUGUUAUGGAAACCUAGGUACUGUGUUUGGGUCGCUUGGCCAAUACGACAAGGCUGAAGAAUAUCUCCAAAAAGCGCUUCUCAUCAAGACUGAGAUUGGCGACAGAGGAGGGGAAGCAUCAUGUUAUGGAAACCUGGGUACUGUGUUUGAGUCGCUUGGCCAAUACGACAAGGCUGAAGAAUAUCUCCAAAAAGCGCUUGUCAUCACAACUGAAAUUGGCGACAGAGGAGGAGAUGUUGAAGGCCUAAAUGUAAUAACUGUCCUAAAUGUAAUAAAGUCCUAAAUGUAAUAACAUUUGGUCCUAAAUGUAAUAAAGUCCUAAAUGUAAUAACAUUUAGUUCUAAAUGUAAUAAGCCUCUAAUGCAAUCGUUUAACUCCUUCAGUGCAUUAUUGUUAUGGCGGACAUCCACCUUGAUAUGUUAAAGUGGCAGCUGUUGCACCAAAAAACCGCUGACCAGUAUACAUAUCACACUACGGGCUCGCUGAUAUCAAUGGGCGUCCUUUUACUUGCUGGACAUAAGAAAUAUCAGCAGUCGAAGUAUGGUCCUUUGAGCGGUUUAUUGAUCGAGUUGGAAAAAAUUAUUUCCAGCCUAAAGUAGGCUUGUGCUUGGCUGGAAGCUCAAUAGGAUGGAAUCGAUUGGUACGUAAUCAUUAGGACUUUUUGGAAAAGAAAUUUACUACAAUUGAUGAUGAACUAGCAUGUUAUUGUUGAUGUUAUCGUUCGUGUGAAAGUCCUAAGUACUGAUGCACCAUUUUAGAGCAGUCUGAAUGAUUUCGCUGUCACAUGUUAAUCCAAAAGAAAAGUGUUAUCAUCAAUAGUGUUACUGAAAUUUUGCACAUCUAUGUUAUUCCGUGUCAAUUGAUUUUAAUGAAGCAUUUGAGUUCGUUUUUAAGAAUGACUACCUUGAUUUAUUCAAUUUUGAACCUGGGAUAUUGCAUUUGUAGCCCUCUAUGGCUUUACUCCACCUCAGUAAUCAGUUCAUGUACCAUAUGACUAUAAAUGGAAACUGUUGAGCUUUCCUUUUUCAUUCAUCUAUUUAUCUAUUCAUUUUCUCCCCUCACGGCAGGGAGAAGAGAUGAAGUCAAAAAAUGAAAUGUAGACUUGAGAUCAACUGUAAAAUAUAUGUUUUCCCAAUAUUUCGGUUCGGGAACUGAUGAACCUGUCAUAAGGGGAUAAAGGAAAAAAAUGAAUGGUUUAUCAGACCAUCAACUGACCAUCAUGCGUUAAAUGUUGUAGCUCAAUGCUCUUGCGUGGAAAAAAGGCAACAUGUCGAGACCUGUGAUCGUGAAAUGGAAUAAUAUAUGAUUGGUCAGUAGAUAUCUUGCUCUGUAAGUCACUUUAUCAUAUAGCUAGCAGCGCGCGCGAGCAAGAUGAAGUGAAUCCUGUGUUCUGACUGGCUACCUGAGCGGGCAUGAUGGGCCUACCCUCACCCGCUUUGGAUUCCCCGUAUUGACCCCACGCAAGAAAACUUACAAAGUUCGUAACUUUUGGACAAUUUCGGCAUAUACAUAGAAAAAAAAUAAACGACCCUCUUGGGUUUAUUGUGUUGCAAACACAGUUGGCUUUCACUAUCGGUUCUCGAAAUAAACAAGCCAUUCUUGAUUCUUAUCAAAGCGAGAUCUUUUUCUAUACAAUGAAUCCUUUAAUGAUUAAGCCAAGAGAAUACAAACUCUCUUGACCAAGCUUGUCCGGUCAAGAUGACUGGAUGUUAGCCUCGUUCUUUUUUUACCUUUUUUACGGACCGAGACUUCGUCUCGCAAAAAAAAAAAAAAAAAAAAAAAAAAGAACUCGCCCAAUAUCCAGCCAUUUUGACCUCACGCUUGGUCAAUAACACUUAUGAAUAUGUUUUAUGCAGACCCAUACAAAUCUGGUAAGGAAAGACAGUACAAAAAAUGCACUUACGAGCCCGGAAUUUGUCUAACGUAUAGGUCAGUGGACUUCCUUUUCCUUGUAAUUUGGUUCAUGAAGUGUUAACUCCAGCACUGAUCACACAAGUAUAUCGUCAAAAUCUAUUACACUUAAUUAAGAGUCUGAGCCCAUGAUAUAAAGAGAGCUAUUGAUCAGCGUUGUCAUUGCUUUUGCGUCCGUCAAUUUGAUGCCAAAAGCACAUCAGUAUAAGGUUUUGUAGCCAAUGCUUCUCAACCUACGUCUUUAGCAAAUAAAAAGACCCUGAUUAAUAUCAGCGAGCCCGCAAUAUGCCAUGAAUACAGGUCAGAGGAUUCUUUGGUGCAAUAGCUGUCACUUUAACAUCUCAAUGUUAUUGAAGGAGGCUUAUUACAUUUAGGACCUAACGUUAUUACAUUUAGGGCUUUAUUACAUUUAGGACCAAAUGUUAUUACAUUUAGGACUUUAUUACAUUUAGGACAGUUAUUACAUUUAGGACUUCAACAGGGGAGGCAUCAUGUUAUGGAAACCUAGGCUCUGUGUUUGAGUUGCUUGGCCAAUACGACAAGGCUGAAGAGUAUCUCCAAAAAGCGCUUGUCAUCAGAACCGAAAUUGGCGACAGAGGAGGGGAAGCAUCAUGUUAUGAAAACCUAGAUAAUGUGUUUAAGUCGCUUGGCCAAUACGACAAGGCUGAAGAAUAUCACCAAAAAGCACUUGUCAUCAGAACUGAAAUUGGCGACAGAGAAGGGGAGGCAACUGACUACGGACACCUAGGUACUGUGUUUGGGUCGCUUAUCCAAUACGACAUGGCUGAAGAAUAUCUCCAAAAAUCGCUUGUGAUCAGAACUGAAAUUGGCGACAGAGCAGGGGAGGCAUCAUGUUAUGGAAACCUAGGUACUGUGUUUGGGUUGCUUGACCAAUACGACAAGGCUGAAGAAUAUCACCAAAAAGCGCUUGUCAUCAGAACUGAAAUUGGCGACAGAGGAGGGGAGGCAUCAUGUUAUGGAAACCUAGGUACUAUGUUUAAGUCGCUUGGCCAAUACGACAAGGCCGAAGAAUAUCUCCAAAAAGCGCUUGUCAUCACAACUGAAAUUGGCGACAGAGAAGGGGAGGCAACUGACUACGCAAACCAAGGUACUGUGUUUAAGUCGCUUGGCCAAUACGACAAGGCUGAAGAAUAUCUCCAAAAAGCGCUUGUCAUCACAAAUGAAAUUGGUAACAGACCAAAGGAAGCAUCAUGUUAUGGAAACCAAGGUACUGUGUUUGAGUCGCUUGGUCAAUACGACAAGGCUGAAGAGUAUCUCCAAAAAGCGCUUGUCAUUAGAACUGAAAUUGGCGACAGAGGAGGGGAAGCAUCAUGUUAUGGAAACCUAGGUACAGUGUUUGGGUCGCUUGGCCAAUACGACAAGGCUGAAGAGUAUCACCAAAAAGCGCUUGUCAUCAGAACUGAAAUUGGCUACAGAGAAGGAGAGGCAACUGACUACGGAAACCUUGGAAUUGUGUUUAGAACUGUUGGUGAUUUUGAAGCUUCGGAAGUAUGCUUGGAGAAAGCUUUAUUGAUAUUUAGAGAUAUUGGAGAUGGAAGAAAAGAGUUUGAUAUCCUUCUAGGUUACGCCGUUUUGUAUUUAUAUCAAUAUAAAAUCAAAGACUCCUUGUUGUGUCUUUAUUUGUGCAUUGGAAAGUAUGAGGAGCUGAGAUAUUUCUUGGGCGCCAAUGAUCAGUUCAAAACAUCAUUUCUGGAGCUCACAGGGAUGUUCCCCUACAAACUGCUUUGUACUUUGCUUUGUGACACCGGAAAUGCUCGGGAUGCUCUUUAUGUUGAGGAGUUGGGUCGAGCUAGAGGCCUAUCAGACUUAAUGGCAGAGAAGUACUCGGUUGAAACGCACAUCUCUGCUAAUCCACAAUCUUGGGUUGGCAUUGAGAACAUUUAA